Molecule: messenger RNA, 6537 nt
Organism: Closterium sp. Naga37s-1
Lineage: Eukaryota; Viridiplantae; Streptophyta; Zygnematophyceae; Desmidiales; Closteriaceae
Source: the annotation of a GenBank genome assembly
AUGCGCUUCAUGGUCCAAUGGGCGUCGUCCUCUGCUGCCACGUCACCCGACCCGCGCUCCUUAUUCCAUUCGUCCGUCCCGGAGCAUAGUACCACGCCGGACCGCGGCAACAUUUCCUUUUCCUCCGGCACGCCGCUUGUUCCCGCGCUUCGAAGAAACCGUUCCUCUAACGCCUCCUCGUCGCCGCCGCUCGUUACAGGCACACCCGGCGCUUCCGCCAGCGGCGCAGCCACCGCGACGCCUCCGGUAGGGAAAUCCGCUUCCGCCAACGCCCGUUCCGCGACUGCCGCACCGCUCCUUUCCGCCUCGCAUUCCUUCUCCUCGCGCGGAGAUGAUGAGCGGUUGCCCGCGCGAACCCGCGCCGACCCUUCCGCCGCCGCGGUGGCAGCUGCCCCCUGCCCGCAUGCCGCCCCCGGCUGGGGGAUGCCCUGCUCUGCGUGCCUGCGGCGCGCGCUGGAAGGAGGCGGAGCCGUUCCGCGCUCGUCGUCCGCGGAGGGUCGCGUGCAGCAGCGCCCUGCGGGGGCGGAAGAGGCGGGGAACGGGGCGCGGGCGCCGGAAGGCAAGGCAGGAGGGCGGAGAGGAGAGGGAGAGGGGGAAAGCAAGUGGGACGGGGGGAGGAAAGGAGCGGAAAAGGGAGGCGACGGGGGGGCACGGAAUGGAGACCGAGGGGAACCUAUGGACCAAUCAGCGAAAGGCACCGCAAACAGUGGAAGCCGAUUGGCUGGGGAACUGGAGCUGGCGACCCCGGUGAAUCUGCGGCCAAUCAAAACGGGCGUCAGUGCGAAUGCUGCUGCGAGCUUGGCAUCCCUCCCACCCCCCCCAUCCCCGCCCUGUCCCCCAUCUCCCCCAUCAGGAGCAAUGGGGCUGGGAGGGAGCCUUUUAGGUUCGGCCAAGUCGUUUGCCCGGGCGUUUAGCUUCGGUGCCAAGGGAGGUCCGGUAACAGGUGCGGGUGGUAGGGCGGGAAUGCCUCGGCCCCGAAUCGGCCCGUCCAUGUCAGCUUCGGAGCUGCUCUCGUCCGUCCCUUCCUCCACGUCAGCAGCACUACAGGACAAGACGGCUACGAGACAAGAGCCGCAGAGAGGGUUAUCUGGGGUAGGUUCAUCUGGGGUAGGUGCAUCUGGUGUUGAGGCAGGCAGCGAGGCGGUGGGGGUUGGGGAAGGCACGCUGGGGAAGGGGGAAGGGGAGAGUGGGGGGAUGGGGGAGAGCCGGAUGGGGGAAGAGCGAGCAGUGGGGGGCGGGGAGGAUGGGGGGAGAGAAGAAGGGGAGGUGGGGAGUGGGAAGAGGGGGAGUGGGGAAGAGAGCGAUGGGGACGAGAGGGGUGGGGGGGAGGACCAUGGGGGGAAGAGGGAGCGUGGGGAGGGGAAGCGGCCGGGGCAAGAGAAGGAUCCGGGGGGUGGUGGGGAGAAGCAGCGGAGGGAAAAUGGGAUGGUGGGUGGUGGGGAGGGAGGGGGGCUGACAGGGGAAGAGGAGGAUGGGGAGGAGGAGGAGGGCGAGAAAGGGAAUGGGGAGGAGGAGGAGGACGAGGAAUGGGCAUGGGCGACAGAGGCAUGGGUAUGGGCAUGGGGGGAGGGAUGGGAGGGGCGGGUGGCGUGUCGGCCUGGCAGCAGCAGCGGCCCUUCCCUGGUUGGCCUGGGGGGCCUGGGGGGUACCCGCCCUUCCAUGGCUACUCCAACCGCAAGCCGUGGUGGCAGCGUUGCACUCUCUGGCUCCUCUGGAUACUCGCCCCCUUUUCCGCCUCCCGUCCCUUGUAACAUCAGAUCAGCCCCCCUCCACACUCGCCCCUCCUCAUACUGCCGGCGUCCAUAUGCUGGCUGUCUGUCCCGUGCCAUCGCCGCUGCCUUGGCUCUCGUCGCCUGGUGCAUCCACGAGCGCUCGCGAGCCGAUGCUCUGCAGAGCCGCAGCACUGCAUCACCAUUCCUCACCCCUCACCACCCACCACUGUCUCCGCUACCAACCCCCCCCCCCCCCCAGUUCCACCUGCGAGUGCUCAUAGAGCGCCAGCACCGCAUCACACAGCGCCUGCACUCCGGUGCCUGGGGGGACAGCGGCAGCAGCACCACCGGCAGCAGCAGCAGCAGCAGCACUGGGAGCAGCAGCAGCAGUAGCAGUAGUGGGGCGGCAUGGUGGGAAGACAUGGUCAUGCUCCCCACUGGCGGGCGGGCGGCGACAGCUGGCAUCUUGCUCCAGCCAAUCAGAGGCAAAGGAGGAAGUGGGGAAGGAGAGGGGGAGAAGGAAAGAUGCGGAAGGCGUGAGAGGGUGGGAGACAGCAGCAGGGGGAGGGAGCGAGGGAAGGAAGAGGAGAAAGAGGUGGAGGAGGAGGAAGGGGAAGGUGGAGGAGGAGGAGACCCGGAGGGUGACGAAGUGGUGUGGCGACGAUUGGCUCUAUUCACCUCGCUGCUCUGCUUCCUCCUCCCCCUAGUGCUCGCCAAACACAUGGACAGGAUCGCUGCCUUCCUCCACCUCGACCCCCCCAAAACCGAGCAAACACCCGUCACCCCCGCACUGAGCCACUUGUCACCGCACCACACCGCAGCACAGCAGCACAGGCGGGGAGGAGCAGCAGGGGCACUGCAAGGGGCAGCGGGGGGGAGUGUGAGCAGCCCGGGCUUAGCCCAUGGCAUCCGGCAAGGGGGGGGGGCGGGGGGCAAUGGACAGGGGGGUGCAGGAGGAGCCCAUGGGCAGAGCCAUGGGGUGGGCGGCCAAGGGGAGGAGGUGGCAGCAGCGCCGUUCAGCAAGCGCCUGGCGUACCGAGUGGAUGUGCUCUUCUCCACUCACUCCUAUGUUAAGAGCCUUGCGCUGCUCACUGCCACUCUUGUGCUCAUCGCGGUGGGCGGCCUGGCCCUGUACGCAGUGAGUGGCAAGGAGCGUCUUGUUCUGGCCGACGCCACGUGGCGGGCCUGGACCUACGUGGCAGAUGCGGGUAACCACGCGGACAGCGAGGGUGUGGGGCCGCGUGUGGUGAGCGUGAGUGUGAGCAUCGGCGGCAUGCUGGUGUUUGCGCUGAUGGUGGGGUUGGUGUCGGAGGGCAUCUCAGAGAAGGUGGACUCGCUCCGGAAGGGCAAGAGCGACGUCAUCGAGCACAACCACACGCUCAUCCUCGGCUGGAGCGACAAGCUGGCGUCGCUGCUGAAGCAGCUGGCGGUGGCGAAUGAGAGCAUGGGGGGGGGCGUGGUGGUGGUGAUGGCGGAGCGGGACAAGGAGGAGAUGGAGAGCGAAAUCUCCAAGAUGGAGUUUGCCUUCAAAGGCACCUCCGUCAUCUGCAGAGACCACCGCGCUGCUGAAGCGCGCUGGCUGGCACCACUCGCUCUCCCCCUUCCGCACAGGGACGAGGGGGGUCCUCCCCGCCUCCGCAUGGAUCAGUCUUGCUCCCCACUCGUUCUCGCGGACCUGAAGAAGGUGUCAGUGAGCACGGCGCGCUCACUCAUCGUGCUGGCGAAGGUGCUGUGGCGGCUCUGUCCUGCUCGCUCCCCCAACCCACACUGCUUCCCCCCUCCCCUCUCCGACAGGUCCGGCUCCCCUCUUGUGCUAGCCGACUUAAAGAAGGUGUCAGUGAGCACGGCGCGCUCACUCAUCGUGCUGGCAGAAGCGGAAAACGCGGAUGCAGCGGAUGCACGCGCGUUGAGGGUGGUGCUGUCGCUCACUGGCGUGCGCGAGGGGCUGCGAGGGCACAUCGUGGUGGAGCUCAGUGACCUGGAUAACGAGGCUCUGGUGAAGGUGAGGGAGGGGGCUGUUGAGGGGCUGCGAGAACACAUUGUGGUGGAGCUGAGUGAACUUGACAACGAGGCACUGGUGAAGGUGAGAGCAAUACGGCACAUUGUGGUGGAGCUCAGUGACCUGGAUAACGAGGCUCUGGCGAAGCUGAGGGUGAUGGGUUGGGGACAGGGAAAGGAGUGCCAUGAUGAGGUGGCAGGGAGCGAGGGGCUGCGAGGGCAGAUUGUGGUGGAGCUCAGUGAUUUGGAUAACGAGGCACUGGUGAAGACCUCCGCAGCCCACCUGUCUGCGUCUGACAGCGCCUGCACGCCUCCACACACCUUCCCCACCUCUCCCCACCGCCCCCUCCCUGCUGCCUCCCAUCCCUCUCCUGUCACCCCUGCUUCCACACAGAUGGUGGGAGGGCAGCAGGUGGAGACAGUGAUGGUGGGAGGGCAGCAGGUGGAGACAGUGGUAGCACACGACGUGAUAGGGCGGCUCAUGAUUCAGUGCGCGCGGCAACCAGGCCUAGCGCAGAUAUGGGAGGCGCUGCUGGGGUUUGACAACUGCGAGUUCUACGUCAAGCACUGGCCUCAGCUCGCUGGGAAGCCCUUCAGCGACGUGCUGAUCUCGUUUCCCGAUGCUGUGCCGUGUGGCGUGCGGAUCGCCGGGGAUGGAGGAAGGAUCUGGCUCAAUCCAGAUGAUGAUUAUGUGCUACAGCCCGACGAUGCAGUGCUGGUGGUGGCGGAGGAUGAUGACUCCUAUGCGCCCGGUCCGCUGCCCCACGUGCGCCACGCCAUGCUGCCCGAUGUCGUCGUGCCGCCCAAGCUGCCCGAAAAGAUUCUAUUCUGCGGAUGGCGGCGGGACAUCGACGACAUGAUUGUGGUGCUCGAAGCCUUUCUUGCCCGUGGCUCGGAGCUGUGGAUAUUCUGUGAGGUGCCGGUGGAGGAGAGGGAGGAGAGGCUGAUGGAGGGCGGGCUCAACCCGGGCGACCUGGAGAACGUGGCGCUUGUGCACCGCGUCGGCAAUGCUGUCAUCCGUCGCCACCUCGAAAGCCUUCCUCUUGAGACCUUCGACUCGAUCCUCAUUCUAGCUGACGAAGGCGUGGAGGACUCGGUGAUCAACUCUGACUCGCGCUCGCUCGCCACGCUGCUGCUCAUCCGAGACAUCCAGUCCAAGCGCAUGCCCUACGAGGUCUGCUUCUCUGGCGCCCCUGCCCGCGGGCCCCCGCGCAACGCACACAUCGUGCCCGGCGCUGCUGCCGCUGCCGCCGCCGCCGCUGCCGCUUUCGCUGCUGGUGGCCUGGGAGCAGCAGCAUCAGGGGCAGGCGCAGGGGUCGGGGCGGGGGCUGAUGGUGCUGCUGGACCCAGUGGGAUCGGGAACGGGAAUGGGAAUGGGGGCUCGUGGAUCAGGCAGAUGCAGAAGGCGUCGCAGCAGUCGAUUGUGAUUUCCGAGAUUCUCGACUCGCGCACGCGAUCCCUCGUGGCCGUGUCCAAGAUCAGUGACUAUGUGCUCUCUAAUGAGCUCGUUUCCAUGGCCCUGGCAAUGAUCAGCGACAAUGUGCUCUCCAACGAGCUCGUCUCCAUGGCCCUGGCAAUGGUGUCAGAGGAUCGGGAGAUCAACCGCGUGCUGGAAGAGCUCUUCUCAGAAGAGGGCAAUGAGAUGUACAUUCGCCCAGCAGAGCUCUAUUUGUACGAGGGCGAGGAGCUGAGCUUCUUCGGGGUGAUGGGCAAUGAGAUGUACAUUCGCCCAGCGGAGCUCUAUUUGUACGAGGGCGAGGAGCUGAGCUUCUUUGGAGUGAUGGGCAAUGAGAUGUACAUUCGCCCAGCGGAGCUCUAUUUGUACGAGGGCGAGGAGCUGAGCUUCUUUGAAGUGAUGGGCAAUGAGAUGUACAUUCGCCCAGCGGAGCUCUAUUUAUACGAGGGCGAGGAGCUGAGCUUCUUCGGGGUGAUGGGCAAUGAGAUGUACAUUCGCCCAGCGGAGCUCUAUUUGUACGAGGGCGAGGAGCUGAGCUUCUUUGAAGUGAUGGGCAAUGAGAUGUACAUUCGCCCAGCGGAGCUCUAUUUAUACGAGGGCGAGGAGCUGAGCUUCUUCGGGGUGAUGGGCAAUGAGAUGUACAUUCGCCCAGCGGAGCUCUAUUUGUACGAGGGCGAGGAGCUGAGCUUCUUUGAAGUGAUGGGCAAUGAGAUGUACAUUCGCCCAGCGGAGCUCUAUUUAUACGAGGGCGAGGAGCUGAGCUUCUUCGGGGUGAUGGGCAAUGAGAUGUACAUUCGCCCAGCGGAGCUCUAUUUGUACGAGGGCGAGGAGCUGAGCUUCUUUGAAGUGAUGGGCAAUGAGAUGUACAUUCGCCCAGCGGAGCUCUAUUUAUACGAGGGCGAGGAGCUGAGCUUCUUCGGGGUGAUGGGCAAUGAGAUGUACAUUCGCCCAGCGGAGCUCUAUUUGUACGAGGGCGAGGAGCUGAGCUUCUUUGAAGUGAUGGGCAAUGAGAUGUACAUUCGCCCAGCGGAGCUCUAUUUAUACGAGGGCGAGGAGCUGAGCUUCUUCGGGGUGAUGGGCAAUGAGAUGUACAUUCGCCCAGCGGAGCUCUAUUUGUACGAGGGCGAGGAGCUGAGCUUCUUUGAAGUGAUGGGCAAUGAGAUGUACAUUCGCCCAGCGGAGCUCUAUUUGUACGAGGGCGAGGAGCUGAGCUUCUUUGAAGUGAUGGUGCGCGCGCGGCAGCGCCUGGAGAUUGUGAUUGGCUACCGCCUGGGCGGCGAGGAGGUGGCGGUGCUUAACCCGCCCAACAAGAGCGCCGCCCGGCAGUGGUCGCUCAGCGAUGCGUUCAUCGUGCUCUCUUUGGAGGAAUGA